AUGGAUGGAUCGGCAUUACAAUGUUCAAAACAUUUACGUUACUGUUUCGCUCGAAAUAUUUUUUUUGAUUUCAAGAAUUUGAAUGCAAAACACUCAAAACGUUAUCGCAACGAUGUUAUUCUCGAUGGAGAUGUCGGCGGUCGUUGUGAUAAGAAUUUUGACCGAAGUUUUUUAUUGCGCAAUGCAGAUGAAAAAAGUUAUUUGCAGAGCUGGGGAAGUGAACUUCAAUAUUUUAAAUCAUUUGAUAAUUUUAUAGUGAAUAAAUUGAAUUGCGAUAUAAUAUUGGUGAGACCAACAAUACUGAUAAAAUUAGAUUCACCAGUGAAUAUGUACCAUCACUUUUGUGAUUUUAUAAAUAUUUAUGCGAGUCAACAUAUUAAUGGCUCAUUUUCCAAUGAUAUUAAUAUCGUAUUUUGGGAUACGUGGUCUGGCGGUUAUAAUGAUUUAUAUUUUGGUGACACAUGGAAAGUAUUUACAAUGAGACAACCUUAUCAGCUUAUAUCUUUCAAUGAUAAAAAAGUUUGCUUCAAAAAUGUUAUUUUUUCAUUAUUAGCGCGGCAAAAAUUUGGUUUAUAUUAUAACAUGCCAUUGAUAGACGGUUGCAGUGGAAGUGGUUUGUUCAAAUCAUUCUCGCAACAUAUUCUGAACCGAUUAAAUAUUUCACAAAAUGGUCCAUUGUUAGAUAAAAUUCGAAUAACUUUAUUAACACGAAGCACUGAAUUUCGUCGAAUUCUUAAUGAAAAUGAGGUAGAUUAA
Messenger RNA from Dracunculus medinensis (Guinea worm), 756 nucleotides. The record is from the annotation of a GenBank genome assembly. Lineage: Eukaryota; Metazoa; Nematoda; Chromadorea; Rhabditida; Dracunculidae.